Messenger RNA from Drosophila willistoni, 1307 nucleotides. RefSeq names its product LITAF domain-containing protein. Bases 155 to 550 code for a protein of 131 amino acids. The record is from RefSeq and is a predicted model, not a curated record. NCBI's taxonomy places the organism in Eukaryota, Metazoa, Arthropoda, Insecta, Diptera, Drosophilidae. The transcript is spliced from 3 exons. Gene Ontology annotation, molecular function: zinc ion binding.
ACUGGUAAAAACUAGAUGAACGCGUAAACACGUCCAUUUCGCUUCGUUUCGCUUAAUAAUCUCGAGCUCCGGUAAUUUGUUUGCCCCCCCUGCCACGUGCAUUUACUAGCCUACAACUACUACUACUACUUUUAGUACGUAAUACUAAUAUAGAAUGAGCAAGUCAACGGGAAAUGCACCACCGCAAUUUACCUACGUUCCACCACAAUCGGCGCCGCCAUCCUAUCAGGAGGCAGUGGGCGGUGUCAAGCCAGUGGGUCCCUAUACGCCAGUUGUGGCCCCAGCGACCUCAACCAAUGCAACGAUUGUGACCACAGUGGUGCCCAUUAGUCGCACCUCCACGCACAUGAUAUGCCCGUCAUGUCAUGCAGAGAUUGAGACGACCACACGCACUGAGCCAGGAAUGAUUGCAUACCUAUCCGGAUUUGUUAUUGCAUUGCUAGGCUGCUGGUUGGGAUGCUGUCUGAUUCCUUGCUGCAUUGAUGAUUGCAUGGAUGUGCAUCACACAUGCCCCAAUUGCAGGACGUAUUUGGGACGCUAUCGUCGAUAAAUCUUUGCUACGGACACUUGCGGGCAUUAACGGUUACACACGCACACGCAAACACACACACACGCCUAUAUACGCAGAAUAAUGCGGAGAAUUGGAGUGUUAACUUUAAGCAAGCGAAUUGCCUUUGUUUAUUUAAAUGUAGUAAUAUCGUUUUAUUCUAAUCAUAUAUACAUAUGCUAAUACCACUUGCUAAAUUGCUCAAGCAUCAGCCAGAGCUAUAAGCUAUUCUUAGUUUGGCAUUGAAUUCUAAUUGUAAUAUUAUAAGUUUGUAAAUGUUUGGUUUGAUUUUAUGAUCAGCUAAUAUUGUAAUAGUUAUGUACAUUUUUUUUUUGUCCAAUUCCUAAUUCGUAAUCCACAGAGAAUAUUGAAUCUGCUGCAUACAUACAAAUCAAAUGCAUUAUGAAUGCUAAUUUCGGCCAAUAUAAUUCCUUUUUAUAAAGGCCAAUAAAUGAUAUUUACAUAAUAUACGCAAGUAAAUUUGUAUUUUUGCAAUACAUCUUAUAUAUACACAUAUAAAUUGCACAUAAAGACGACCUAUACAUUAUUUGUAAGACGCACGCAAAGAAGAUGAAAGUAAAAUAAUAAACCAAAAAAAUUUUAUUUUUCUAAAUCUUCUGUGGGAAAUACAUCUGCGGAGUGCAGUCGCUCUGCAUGUUAUUGACCACUGCUAUUAAAGGCUUCUUUGUGUAUCAAAUAUCCAGCCAACUCAUUGUAAUUUGUCUUCUAAUAUCGAAAUAAAACUCCACAAUAUAACAAA